AGUCUGUGCUUACGACAGACAACCGAUGUAGAUACGGCGAAGUUUGGGAGAGGUCCCGUCUAAACCAUGGAGCUUCUCUCCGCGUCACUGAUGUCCCUCUGGAACGGCUGUCUCAUAGGACUGGCUUUGCUAUGUCUGGCGCUGGUGUUUGAUUUUGUGAAGAACAGGAGAAGAGGAGCCCGUUACCCCCCGGGCCCGGUCCCGCUGCCCUUUGUUGGAAAUUUGCUUAGUUUGGAUUUCAACCGAUUUCCAGACAGCCUGGUAAAGUUGAGAAGAAAAUAUGGGAAUAUAUUCAGUUUGCAGAUGUUUUCAGAGAAGGUUGUGGUAUUAAAUAACUACGACACUAUUAAAGAGGCGCUUAUCACCAAAUCAGAGGAUACAUCUGAUAGACCCCCAACUCCUAUUUUUGAUCAUCUUGGAUUUAAUAAUGGCAUUGUUUUUAGUAACUACACUCAACAUUGGAAAGCACGGCGAAGGUUUGCCCUACACACGCUCAGGGAUUUCGGCAUGGGGAAGAAGACUAUUGAAGAACGAGUGAGAGAGGAAGCUGGUUAUCUCUGCUCUGCUUUCCAAGCCGAAGAAGGACAUGCUUUCGACCCAUAUCUCCUGCUUAAUAAUGCUGUGAGCAAUGUUAUCUGUUCCAUUAUUUUCGGGGAUCGCUUCGAUUACAAUGAUAAAACAUUCCAGAGGAUAAUUUACCUGUUAAAAGAGAUGUUUCAACUGGAGACUGGACUCCUGCCUCAGGUGUAUAAAGUUUUCCCUUGGCUUCUGAACACGCCCGGGCCUCACCAAAAGCUCUUCACUGUUCAAAAAAUGUAUAUGGACUCCAUAAGUGUUAUCAUCAAGAAACACAAGGAAACAUGGGAUCCAGCUGUCAAAAGGGACUUCAUUGAUGCAUUUUUGGAGGAAAUGGAAAAAACUAAAGGUGACCCCCAAAGUAGUUUCAAUGACGUUUCACUCCUUUCAACAAUUUCUGAUCUUUUUGUUGGUGGGACAGAAACUACCUCCAACACACUGCGAUGGGCCCUCUUGAUGAUGCUUCUCCAUCCUCAUAUCCAGAAUCGCGUUCACAAAGAAAUAGACCAAGUGAUUGGCCCUGAUAAAAUACCAACAAUGGAAGAUCAUUUGAAUAUGCACUACACUAAUGCUGUUGUCCAUGAAGUCCAGCGGUAUGGAAAUAUAUUGCCAACAGCUAUUUUCCAUAUGACACAAGCAGACACCAAAAUAAAAGGCUUUGAUAUACCCAAGGGAACAACAAUCAUACCCAACUUGACGUCGGUUUUAAAGGAUGAAGACAUUUGGGAGAAGCCAUAUCAGUUUUAUCCAGAGCAUUUUCUGGAUGCACAAGGAAAUUUUUUUAAAAGAGACGAGUUCAUUCCAUUUUCUGCAGGUCGGCGUAUAUGUCUUGGGGAGCAAUUAGCCAGAAUGGAGCUAUUCAUCAUCUUUACGUCUCUUCUCCAAAAGUUUGAAUUCUGCAUUCCACCAAAGCAGCCUCCACCUCGGGAUGACCCAAUGUAUAUGUUUAAUUUUACCCCACAGCCAUUCCAAGUCUGUGCUAAAGUGCGCUAAACCCUGAGAAAUCAGUGAGGUUACAUAAAUGGGGUCAAAUCCACUUGACCAUAUGCUAUCUUGAAAUAUAAAAUUGUAUUCUUUUUUGUAAGCAGUGCAGUAUAUUGAUCUGCUAAAAAACAUGUACACGAUUUUAAGCUACAUCUGUUAUAAUUUAACCAAUUAAUUUCUUGAUAAAUGCUCCUGCUUUAUUUUAGGCUCUUCAUUCUCAAAUCCAAAAUUAAGGAAAUAUGUUUGACUAUAUAAUUAAGACAGUUGCUACAGAAGGUUAUCUGAAUAUAUCAUCUUAUAACUUUAUAGCUUUGUUAUGACUUUUUUGCUGCUCCUUAGUUUUAUGGUACUUUGCAUGAUAUUGUAUACAUGUUUUCCUUACUGUAUUAUGUGUGAUUAAAUGGUGAUCUGUUUCUCUUACCCGAGUUUUGUCUAAAGGCUGUCCUGUACAGCGGGCAAUUACUUUCAAGGCAUACAUGUAUAAAGUGGAUAUGGAGGCAAAA
Messenger RNA from Spea bombifrons (plains spadefoot toad), 2063 nucleotides. RefSeq names its product cytochrome P450 2D20-like. Gene Ontology annotation, molecular function: iron ion binding; heme binding; oxidoreductase activity, acting on paired donors, with incorporation or reduction of molecular oxygen, reduced flavin or flavoprotein as one donor, and incorporation of one atom of oxygen. The record is from RefSeq and is a predicted model, not a curated record. Gene Ontology annotation, biological process: xenobiotic metabolic process; arachidonate metabolic process. Gene Ontology annotation, cellular component: intracellular membrane-bounded organelle; cytoplasm. Lineage: Eukaryota; Metazoa; Chordata; Amphibia; Anura; Pelobatidae. The coding region runs from base 67 to 1569 and encodes 500 amino acids. The transcript is spliced from 10 exons.